Saccharomycodes ludwigii is the source of this 1023-nucleotide messenger RNA. RefSeq names its product casein kinase 2 catalytic subunit CKA2 (gene CKA2). Gene Ontology annotation, cellular component: protein kinase CK2 complex; nucleus; cytosol. Lineage: Eukaryota; Fungi; Ascomycota; Saccharomycetes; Saccharomycodales; Saccharomycodaceae. The record is from RefSeq and is a predicted model, not a curated record. The coding region runs from base 1 to 1023 and encodes 340 amino acids. The transcript has a single exon. Gene Ontology annotation, biological process: DNA damage response; regulation of transcription by RNA polymerase I; protein phosphorylation. Gene Ontology annotation, molecular function: protein serine/threonine kinase activity; ATP binding.
AUGAGCACAUUGCAACCUACAAUAUUAAAUAAACCAAGUGAGAGAGUAUACUCAGUAGCUAAAGUCUAUAGAAAUAGUUGCAGUUCGAUGCCCCGUGAUUAUUGGGAUUAUGAGCAAUGCACUGAUUUCAACUGGGGUAGAAUCAGCAACUAUGAAGUUGUUAGUAAAAUUGGGAGAGGUAAAUAUAGUGAAGUUUUCAGAGGGUUGACUGUCAAAGAAAAUGCAUCCUGUGUUAUAAAAGUUUUAAAACCUGUUAAAAUGAAGAAAAUUUACAGAGAAUUGAAAAUUUUGACUCAUUUAACUGGCGGUGCUAAUAUUAUUACUCUAUAUGAUAUAGUACAAGAUCCUGAUUCUAAGAUACCAGCUUUAAUCUUCGAAAAUGUUGAUAAUGUAGACUUUAGAAAACUAUAUCCUACUUUCACCCUAUCGGAUAUACAAUUUUAUUUUUCUCAGUUAUUGACUGCUUUAGAUUAUUGCCAUUCUAUGGGAAUUAUGCAUAGAGAUGUUAAACCACAAAAUGUAAUGAUUUCACCUAAAGAGCGUAAAUUGAGAUUAAUCGAUUGGGGCUUAGCUGAAUUUUAUCACCCGGGUGUUGAUUAUAAUGUUAGAGUAGCAAGCAGAUACCAUAAAGGCCCUGAAUUACUAGUUAAUCUAAAACAGUAUGAUUACAGUUUAGAUUUGUGGAGUGUGGGCUGUAUGAUAGCCGCAAUAAUUUUCCAAAAGGAACCGUUUUUUAAAGGAAGUAGCAAUGCAGACCAGCUUGUUAAAAUCGCAAAUGUUCUAGGCACAAGUGAGUUAUUGCAAUAUUUAAAUCAUUACAAUUUACCAUUACCUACGGAGUAUGAUGAAAUUUUGGGUAAUUAUGUACGCAAACCUUGGGAAUCUUUUAUUAAUGAUAGAAAUAAAAAUAUGUGUUGUGUUGAAGUUAUAGAUUUAAUUGACAAUUUGUUGAGGUAUGAUCACCAACAAAGGUUAACAGCACAAGAAGCCAUGAAUCAUCCUUUUUUUCAAAAAAAAUUUUAG